AGGUUUCUGUGAUUAUUUUUCUUAAAAAUUCAUAUUUUGGUGCUAAAGUUGGUUUUAAUAGCAAGGGGGCUGUGUCCCAAGAGAAGAGAUGCACCUUGUGGGAUUGGGGUCCACAACAGAGUCCUGCACUGGUGUCCACCCUGGCAGCAGUAGGGAAGAGGAAGGGGACACAACACCCCCCCCCCCCCCGGUCACCCUGGCAACUCUCCUCCAAUGGGAAGAGGAGAGACAACUGAAGUCCCCAGCAGCCAGUUAGACAGCACAAGACAGGCAAGCAGCAGCAUUGAAAGCAGUUUCUGACCCUGGGCCCAGCCCCGGAUGCCUGGGAAAGCAAGAGGGAGGCUACAAAUAGCCCUGCUUUCCUCCAUGUGGCAAGACUAGCCUGGGAGCGAAGCAGAGAGGAGGUCUCCCUAUAGCCGGCCAGCAUAGCACUGCCAGGCCCAGCAGUGACCUGUCUGUAACCUCAGCCCGCAGAAGAGCCUCAAGAGGGUGCAAUCUGCUCCUCCUGCCUCCUCUUGCCAGCAACAGAAGGAGACAGCCUGGUUCUCCUUCCACCACCUGCAGCCUGCUUGCCCUGCAGCCAGCCCACACCCGAUCUAGGAUUUUGGAUUCUGAGACCUGACCUGCUUGCAUCUGAACCUGCGGGUUCCAAGCUUUAAAGACUGUCAGCACUGUUCCAGAAGGGUGUGGAUGUUUUAGUUCCUCUCCAGUGAUCCCCAGGAAGGACCUGCAUGCUUGCACCAGUCUUCUGAGCACUCAGCCAGAAAAGGAACCUGAGAAAUAAAUAGACUUGGCAGAAAUAGAAAAUUUAUAUAUAUAUGAUUUUGACAGAGACCCAAGAUGUGGUUGGCUGUAGUUGUGACAUGUUUGAUCCAUGGAACUGUAUCAGUACAAGGACUUGUUGUCAAUAACACACCUUUAGAUCCUGAAACAUUUAUGAAUAUUAGUGAGAUCAUCACCUACUGGGGAUACCCCAGUGAAGAGUAUGAUGUUGUGACCGUGGAUGGCUACAUACUUCGUGUUAACAGAAUACCUCAAGGGAGAGUACGUGCUGACAACACAGGUCCAAAGCCUGUUGUGUUUCUGCAGCAUGGUUUACUUACAGAUGGCAGCACCUGGAUUACCAAUUUGCCCAAUAACAGCUUGGGCUUCAUACUGGCAGAUGCAGGCUAUGAUGUUUGGAUAGGAAACAGCAGAGGGAACACCUGGUCUAGCCGACACAUAAGCCUUUCAGUGCACCAAAAGAAAUUCUGGGCUUUCAGCUUUGAUGAACUAGCUAAAUAUGACCUUCCAGCAGUGAUUAAUUUUAUUGUGCAGAAAACUGGACAACAGCAGUUGUAUUAUGUUGGCCAUUCACAAGGCACCACUAUAGCUUUCAUAGCAUUUUCAACCAUGCCCCUGCUGGCUCAAAGAAUCAAAAUGUAUUUUGCCUUAGCUCCUGUAGUCACAAUGAAAUAUGCCAAAUCCCCAUUGACAAAGCUUGCAUUACUUCCCAAUUCAAUUAUCAAGAUUUUUUUUGGGAAUAAAGAUUUCUUACCCCACACUUACUUUGGUGAGGUGGUUGCUGUUGAAUUUUGCCGCCAUAUGAGUUUAUCAGAGAUUUGUGGUAAUAUCCUGUUUGUGCUGUGUGGAUUUAAUGAGAAGAACUUAAAUAUGAGCCGAGUACAUGUGUAUACAGCACAUGCCCCAGCGGGAACAUCUGUACAAAAUAUGAUUCAUUGGAAACAGGCAAUUAAAACUGGUAAACUAAAAGCUUAUGACUGGGGAACCUGGUUCAACCGUUUGCACUAUAAUCAGGAUACUCCUCCAUUAUAUAAUGUGAAGCGCAUGAAAGUUCCAACUGCAAUGUGGAGUGGUGGAAAUGACUGGCUCGCUGACCCUAAGGAUGUUGCCCUUCUGCUCCCACAAGUCACUAAUCUGGUUUACCACAAGGCAAUUCCUGACUGGAACCAUUUGGAUUUCAUCUGGGGCCUGGAUGCACCUCAGCACAUGUAUAAUGGAAUCCUUGACUUGAUGAGGAAAAACCCAUGAAAAUAAUGUGGCUGUAGGAUCAAGGAUUUGAUUAAUUUCUGUUGAUAUCUGUUUUUCUUGAUUUUUAGUGAACUACAAAACUGUUUGCAUACAAAACAUAAUGGUCUAUAUUCACUAUAUUUACUUUAAUAAGAUUUCUUUAAUGAUCUUAAAUAUUAGGUCAGCAGCAUAUACGUAUCCAAAGAAAGUAAUUCAACUAGCAACGUACAUUUUAAAAGCACCACACACAAGUUUUAAGUCUUCUGCUUUCUAAAGUAUGUGUCGUAAAUUAAAUACAUCAUGAAUAGGAGGGUAGAUCUGCUUCCAAGAUGAUUUUCUUAGCUGGUGUCUGGAUGACCGUUUCUGUAAGGUGAAUUGAAUGCAUGGGGCACAACUGAUACAUGUGGCUAAACUAGACACGCAAUCACACACCCAAAUUCAGAAAAGCACCCAAGUUGUUAAUUACUUUUUAAAUAUGUAAUUCCUUUGUCCCUGGAACUAUGCUGAUUUUAAUGCAGCUGAGGAUCUGGGCCAGAUUUUAUUUCAUGGUACCAGUCAGCCACCUAGGGUCAGGGUCAAUACUCCUGUCACAUGACCAAAAGUCAUUCUGUACUAAUCCCAGUGAUUAUCAAUACAGACCAUGAAGAGAUCCAGUAGGCAUGUCUUUUUAUUGUCCCCUUGAAGAAGAAGGUAGUAGAAAAAGGCUAUUAGGAGGAGAUUGUUCUAUAUACGUAUUAGCUGACGUGUGCCAUUAACUAAAAAUAAAUCUCUGUAACUGUAAUCUAUCAUCUCUAUUUACAUAGCUUUUGAAUUCAAUAAAAGUAAAGUUCUUUAAGUGUUCAAA
Molecule: messenger RNA, 2854 nt
Organism: Chelonia mydas (Green sea turtle)
Lineage: Eukaryota; Metazoa; Chordata; Testudines; Cheloniidae
Product: lysosomal acid lipase/cholesteryl ester hydrolase
Exons: 11
Coding region: 841-2031 (396 amino acids)
Molecular function (GO): hydrolase activity, acting on ester bonds
Source: RefSeq, a predicted model, not a curated record